Messenger RNA from Ilex paraguariensis (yerba mate), 764 nucleotides. NCBI's taxonomy places the organism in Eukaryota, Viridiplantae, Streptophyta, Magnoliopsida, Aquifoliales, Aquifoliaceae. The record is from the annotation of a GenBank genome assembly.
GCUCCCGCAGAGAGAGAGAGAGCGAGUAGAAGAUGGUGCAACGGCUCACUUAUCGCAAACGGCACAGCUAUGCCACCAAGUCCAACCAGCACCGGGUCGUUAAAACCCCCGGUGGAAAGCUAGUGUAUCAAACCACAAAGAAAAGAGCAAGUGGACCAAAGUGUCCUGUGACUGGGAAGAGAAUCCAAGGGAUUCCUCACUUGAGACCCGCCGAAUACAAGCGGUCUAGAUUAUCUAGGAACCGGAGGACUGUGAACCGUGCUUACGGUGGAGUGUUGUCUGGGGGUGCUGUAAGAGAAAGGAUCAUUAGAGCCUUUUUAGUCGAGGAACAAAAAAUUGUGAAGAAGGUUUUGAAGAUUCAGAAGGCCAAGGAGAAGCAAGCUGCUAAGAGCUGAGGUGAGAAUUGUGCAUUAAGUUUAAACCUCCUUUGCUAGUAAUUUUGGAUACGGCUGGCGACAAGAAAUCAUUGAAAUGUAAUGUGUGAGGAUUUGAAUAUUAGAUUUGUAAUUUCUUGGGCUUUUUAAACUGUGACUCUUAGUACUUCAUUCACUUUGUCGACAAUUUUAAACAUGCGAGGAUUUUGUUUCUGUAUUAUCUGAUGGUAUCAUAAACUUCAUUUUGGAUUGCUUCCAUGUAAUCCUUUUCUUUUACUGAAUUUUAAUCUGAACCUCUUUAUUAAUUUGCUACUUUCAUCUGCACAUUUUAAUAUUCUCAUUUGCACACACCCUUAUAUUUGAAGAUUUAUAGAUGAUGGACCCCAUUGA